UUCCUUUGGUGUGGGAGUAGUGGUUCAUUCGUGAUCAUUCUCUUAAGUCUUAAAUCUGCGGCUAAAUUAAACGACGCCUCUAGCAUUGCAACUAAAUUGAGGCUCCAAAAUUGACAAGUAGCACAUAACCAAGUGGUCGUAAGUAACUGUCCAUCCAUAAAAAAUGCAAACCCCGCGGUCUUACACCACCACAAGGUUCUUUGCCUUGACACCAACGAGCCACCACCUACGGCCUCCUCAGCUUCUCUGAAAGUUCGUUCAGUUCCAAAAGUAGUAAAAAAAGGGAAAAGCAAUAUUUCCUUGAACUGAUAUCUGAAGUCCAACAAAACUGACAACCCCCAAACCUGGCCUGAAUUCGACCAAUUUUAACUCGAGAAAGAAAAUAGUAGAAGGAGACACCAUAGAUACCGAAUUUCACCCCUUUGGUUUCCCACUCCCAACAAUGGCAUCGACGCCGUUCUCAAAACUCCCCUACGACGUCGUUCUAAACAUCUUCUCGAAGCUCGAAGACGACUCCAAAAGCUGGGCUUGUCUCGCUUGCGUCUGCACCAAAUUCUCCUCUCUAAUUCGCAAUACCUGCAUGAAACAAAAAUGCUCCAAAACUAUCCCCGCCGUUUGCGCCGAUCUCCUUGCCUCAUCAUCCGCCCCACCCGGCCAGUGGGCCUCCCUCUACAAGCUGUCUGUCUGCUGCCCAGGUCUCUUCCACGCUGGCGUCCUUCUAGAGAACUCCGAUUUCGGCCUUGAACGCGAGCUUGGCCCCGACGAGAAUUAUCAUAAGCCAGCUAAUUUCCAAGACUCAACGCAGUCCACCGAGCCCUGUUACAGCAGAACGGAAGGCAAUCCCAAUCCGAAUCAGGAAGUGGACGUUCCCGGGUCCCAUUGUUCCUGGUCACUUUUCGAUGAUCUCUAUUACGACACCGUUUAUAACGCGUCCGAUUCCAUAGAUGGUUAUCCUGAACAAAUAAUGAAUAACGGAACAACUAAAAUUGAGCGUGAAUUUUCCGUUUGCAAAAGAAGGAAGAUUUGUAGACCGCUGAGGUCUCAUUUAGCAUCCGGUAUUUGGAAUUUAACCCGAGAACGAGGGAAUAAGCUAUUAGCGAGCCGGUUUCGAGGUGAUUGCUUAUACAUUUGCGAUUGGCCGGGAUGCGUUCACACAGAAGAGAAGCGAAAUUACAUGCUUUUCAGGGGCAUUUUCAAGAAUUUCAAGAACUCUCGGGUGUGGAGGACGAUAAAUGAUGGGAACAGAAGCAAGAUUGAUCUGAAUUGCGCUUUUUGCUCUUGCAAACAGACUUGGGAUUUGCAUUCUGCUUUCUGUUUGAAGCGGGUUUUCGGGUACCAUGACGAUGGAGAGCCUGUUGUUCGAGCUUAUGUCUGUGAGAAUGGACAUGUUUCUGGUGCUUGGACUGAUUUGCCGUUGUACACUUAGGAGAGUGUAUCACAUCAAAAUUCCUAGUCAGUUAUAUUUUAUUCAAAUAAGUGGAAUUUGCAAUGUGACAAGUACUAAGUAGCAAUAUUGUGUUUGAGCUUUGAUGAAAGAAUGAUGUUCUUUUCAAUUUGGUUUUCUCAGAAGAUGAGACUGCGGUGUUUGAGAUAUGGUUAUGUCUAAUUUCUUAACUAAGCUUGUUUUAAUCCGUUACAUUGUAUAUUGGCAUUGAAUCAAUUAGAUUAUCGGGUCAGAUUGCGUGCACAGCAAUUGUUCAAUGGGUUGAAUUUUCCGUGAUUGAACUUUGGGAAAUGAAAUUUCACAGCUUAUGAAAUGAUGGGAAAUUAUUUUUGUCUCCAUUAAUAACAGAUUAUAAAUUAUAAAGAUGAUAGUAGUGGAAGUUGAAUUUCAGUCUCUGAACUAGUAUUCGUUUUCAGAUUUUAAUUAUUAUUUAUUCUGCUAUUAAUCAAUUUGUUUGAAUGUGCUAAUUCAAAGAUUAGAUAUAUUUUGGGAAGUAAUAUGUGUGCCAAUGUA
Molecule: messenger RNA, 1957 nt
Organism: Durio zibethinus
Lineage: Eukaryota; Viridiplantae; Streptophyta; Magnoliopsida; Malvales; Malvaceae
Source: RefSeq, a predicted model, not a curated record